Messenger RNA from Schistocerca piceifrons (Central American locust), 3139 nucleotides. Its product is annotated as RING finger and transmembrane domain-containing protein 2. The record is from RefSeq and is a predicted model, not a curated record. The coding region runs from base 158 to 1519 and encodes 453 amino acids. NCBI's taxonomy places the organism in Eukaryota, Metazoa, Arthropoda, Insecta, Orthoptera, Acrididae. Gene Ontology annotation, molecular function: ubiquitin protein ligase activity. The transcript has 7 exons. Gene Ontology annotation, biological process: positive regulation of ERAD pathway.
AAAAGAGUCAGAGAUAAUAUGCGAUUGCAGGAUUUGACACAGAUGGAAUUUGGUAAUGAUGUUGUUGUGUGUUGUGUGAUGUGGACUGAAAGAGUGUUGUGUUCCACAAAUAACGAUCAAUCAAACACAAUGAAACGACUUGCCUAACACCUUAACAAUGGCGCAAUCCGGCGACGGCAGAGGACCACCAAAUAUUAGCAGCAGAUUUGGAGUGCCGUUUGCAAUGUUUGGACAUAGACAGGCACAUCACGGUUUAUUAAUGACACAUUCCGUAACGCCACUGGGGGCCACAACAAGUACACCUCGACUUAUCCGAGAAAACUUGCGUUCUGUAUAUGCUGAGCUGACACGUACAGCUCAAGAAGGUGGCCUGUCAUCAUGGCUCCAUGGUCCUGGUGAUAGUGGUGAAGGAGUCAGUGCUAUUCAGCAAAGACCACAGCCAGUAGUACAAAAUGAUCCCACGAACUCAACAGAUAGUAUUGCAAUUUCCAUUGAUGUAGGUACCCCAAAUGCAAGUCAUAUUGGCAGUGAACAGAACAUCCCAGAGACUGGUGGCCAUGUCCACACCCACAUAAAUAGUGGAAAUAAUAACAACAACAACAAUAAUAAUAUUGAUGAAGGGCCUGCUGAAAUAUUGCGACAGAGUCCAGAAACAAGAGAGUUCCUAUCCAUUCUACAAAAAUACAUUCCAUUUGUCCUGAUACUCUGCGCAAAAGGAUUAUAUGAUCAUCGAGCAGGCAUUCUUAUAUUUCUGGCCUUAUCAAUAACGGCAUGCUAUAGCAACACAGUUCUAAGGAGAGAAAUUGGGAAACAAUCUCGCCGUAGCCUUGGCACUCUUGGUCUCGUUGUAACAAACUUACUUGUUUGUAUCCUUGGAUUGUAUUAUUUCUUUGAGGACCAAAAGCUCUAUCUCAGUUUGGUGUUCAUACCUCCCUACUCUCAGCCUCUGAGUAUGUGGGAUCUGCUUUGGAUUGUGGGUAUCACUGACUUUGUACUGAAGCUUGCAACAAUAAUAUUCAAAGUGUUAAUUGCAGCAUUGCCAGCAUUUGCAGUUCCGUAUCAGAGGAGAGGAAAAUAUUAUCUAUUUGUGGAAGCAACAUCACAACUUUACCGUUGUUUGGCACCUAUCCAGCCAUGGCUGUACUAUCUUCUGGAAUCUUAUCAGGGUCCAGAAAAAGUUGUAGGUGUCUUCCUGUCUGCUGCAUACAUGGUUUCAAAGGGCACAGACCUUAUGGUGAAAGUCCGCCUGUGGAGAGCUGCCUUCUGGAAGCUGUUGCAGAAUGUGAAUCUUGGUAUGAGUCCCAGCAAGGAACAGCUACAGUCAGCAGGAGGGCAGUGUCCCAUCUGCCAUGACAAUUACGCUGAGCCCGUUCUUCUCCAGUGCCGACAUAUCUUCUGUGAGGCUUGUGUUUCUACUUGGUUUGAUCGUGAGCAGACAUGUCCUCUGUGUCGUGCGCGUGUUGUUGAUGAUCCUGCCUGGCGUGAUGGGUCCACUGCCCUAUUUGUCCAGUUGUACUGAAAGAUGUUGAAGAACACACACACACACACAUACACACUUCAUUUUUAUCACUGUCAUUCUAAAGGAAUUUGUUAGCAUUUUAGCUAGAAUAUAUUUUCAACAUUUUACUCCAUCUUUGUUAUGCACAGCAUACUUUUUACCAAAACAUAACUCAUUGUCGUAAACAGCGAAGGUAAAUAUGUUACUUGGAAAUUUUUGAGUUUUAUGUACCCAAAAGAAAUAUUUAUUAUGUUAAAAAUUAUUGUUGGUGUAAGAGACUUGUUUUAUAUCACCACAUAGCUAUUAAAAAAAAAAAAAGAAAGAAAGAAAGCUCUACUCAAUAGAGACUUGUUUUAUAUCACCACAUAGCUAUUUAAAAAAAAGGAGAGAGAGGGAGAGAGAGAGAAAGAAAGAAAGAAAGCUCUACUCAAUUGUGAAUAAUUGGAUUGUGUAACAGCAGCUACAAUACUUUGAAUUUCUUUUCACAGAAAUUCACUGUUUGCACGGAACCCCACAAUGUUUGAUAAUGUUAAGAAAGAAGAAAAGAAAAUGUAAGACUUUUAAUCUAUCAGCAUUACUUACUCCAAGUGUAUGUUGUUUAAAAAGACUACUGAUUAAUCAGACCUCUUGCAGAGACGAUGACGAGACAUGAACCUGUUAAAACUAUGGGCACUGCUGAAAUGAAUCCACCAUUGGCUGUAUCCUCUUAUCAUCAAAACUCUGUCACAGAAUGGGUUUUAAAAUUUUCUGUUAAUGUAGGAGAAUAAUUAAGUGUAAUAUCAUUAUCCAGGUAAAGGAGAAAGUAUUGCAGCCUGUGUGUUGGAGCACUUUAUGUGAUAAACUAUUGGAACUGUGAUAAAGAUAUAGUGAGAGAUUUAGUACGUGUGGACAUUUGUGGUUAUUCCUGCCCUUAAAAUCAGUUUAUUAUUGUCCAUUAUUUUCUUUACAGAGAGAACUGUGAUAGAUCAUUCUAUUGUUUAUAAUAUUUUUACUUUUGACGUACAGAUUUUAACUUUUAUCAGAGUAAUUAUAAUUUUAGAAGGUUUUUGUUACAUUUUGAAAACUCAUUUGAACAGUACUGUGAAUAAAGUAUUGACAAUUUUGUAGAACAUAACUUUAGACAAAUACUGUUACACAUUGCUCAGUUCACUUACGAUAUGGGAGUGACAGAUACCAGAAUCUAUUUGCUUUCAUUUCCUCAGUUAUUGUGUUGUAAGUUUACACUUACCUUUUUAUUGUGAGGAGAAACAUUGUCUGAGUGACCACAUGCUGAAUAUAUAUGUUUUUAAACCAACUGGAAUAAAAGUGACAGAAAAGACUGCUUCUCCAGAAUUUAUAUUUGUUCUGUUACAUUAACAUUAAACACUUUCCAGUUUUAUUUAUGGGUGUGCUUGGGAUGAAGUUAUUUAGUUUAAUGUUUGAGAGAAUUGCAGUUUUGUGCCAAUUGUAGAACAUCUGUAACAUAUUGAGUGGGUAUUUUCUUUUGGGCACAUUACAGUGACAAAAGGAGGAAGUAAAACUUGGUUGUCAGAACUGUAAGAGAUGUUUUUACUGAUUUGAGUGAUGUAUAAUUGUAUUGAUGUUGCCUGUAAUUCCAUAAUGAGGAAUAUUAAACAUACUAUUAUUAUUGUGUUUUUACCA